AUGUCGAUGAUAAAUAUGUCCAGGGACCCAUUGGUCGUUGGCCACAUCGUUGGGGAUAUUGUGGACCCUUUCAUGACUACUGCGUCAUUGAGGAUCUUCUUCAACAACAAGGAGCUGACAAACGGGUCUGAGCUCAAGCCAUCUCAAGUGUUCAACGUUCCAAGAGUUUAUAUUGGCGGGCGAGACAUGAGGAAUCUGUACACGCUUGUGAUGGUGGACCCUGAUGCACCAAGCCCCAGCAACCCUACUAAAAGAGAGAACCUUCAUUGGUUGGUAACAGACAUUCCAGAGACUACUGAUGCAAGUUUUGGAAAUGAAAUAGUCCCCUAUGAGAGCCCACGUCCAACUGCAGGAAUCCAUCGUUUCGUUUUCAUCCUGUUUAGGCAGUCAGUCAGGCAGACCACUUAUGCACCAGGGUGGAGAGCAAACUUCUGCACAAGGGACUUCGCAGCGAUCUACAAUCUCGGAUCGCCUGUCGCUGGGAUGUACUUCAACUGCCAAAGAGAGAAUGGCUGUGGUGGUAGAAGGUACAUUAGGUAA
Molecule: messenger RNA, 540 nt
Organism: Triticum turgidum subsp. durum (durum wheat)
Lineage: Eukaryota; Viridiplantae; Streptophyta; Magnoliopsida; Poales; Poaceae
Source: the annotation of a GenBank genome assembly